GAAAGUGAAAGUGCAGCCCUGUGAGCAACUGUGUCUCCGUAUGUUACUGCUAUGGACUCAAGGCUUUACCUCAUUAUUCUGAAUUUGCUGAUAGUUUGUAAUGACAUCCAGUCCUUUGAAGACUUGACCUCAAGGAAGAGCAGAAAGCUUUCCUGUAUGUAUGUGGAUAUGAGAAAUAAAACCUUGUUGGGCUACAAUGAUAUUAUGAAACAGAAAGCCUUUUUAGUAUUAAGCAGCAGGAAACAACUUUCCAAGGAAUAUUUUGAUUCGGAAGGAAUUACAUUUAUUUUGAAAGAUUCACCAGUCAACACAAUGAAGUUCUUAAAGGAACACACUCUGGACCUAGUGUGUGAGGUCAACCCAUACUUUACAGAUAACACCCAGAUUAUCUGGCCUGGUAUCCAUGUCAUUGAGAAUAUGGAAGAAGCUUGGUUCGUCAGCAGAUUCAAGCACCCAAAUGAUAAAUUUCAGUUUACUUUAUUUUUCACCCACAUUUCACAGAAAUCCCUGGAAGAACAGGAUGGAUCUCAACUGCAGGCAUUUCCAAAUGCUGAAAUUCGCUAUGUGUUACCUGUGUUUAUGUUAAGCACACAGACUCCACAUGUCCAGACAAGACUUCAAGAAGAUGCUUUGUUGAACUGCGAUUUUUCUAUUGACCACCAUGCUGAUGUGAACAUUGUUUGGAAAUUACUCAAGAAAGGCGGCCAAGAGAUGAAACUUCUUACGUACAAGGGAUCUGAGAAAUCAGUUGUAUAUCAUGUUAAAGGGAUUGCGAUGUAUGUAGAUGAAGUACCCAAGGGGUCGGCUUCUCUUGUAGUGAAAAAUGUAGAUCUGGAAAAAGAAGGGCUGUAUACGUGUUCCGUGUCUGUGAACUCACUGUUUGGGGACCAAGUCAUACAUCUUGAAGUUGUAGAACCUCCCAUAGUAAAUCUUAAUGUAAAAUCGCUGCUGCUCACAGAGGGCCAAGAACAGAAACUUGUGUGUGAAGCCUCUAAAUACUACCCUUUGGAUGUUAAUAUAGAAUGGCUGCGAGAAGGACGAGAUCAGACUCUAUUACCUACUGUUCUGAAGAAUGUGCUUUACAGUAGUCACAAGCACAACAAUGAUGGAACCUACAGCCUGUCCAGCUUCUUUAUUUUUACUGCUUCUCAACUGGAUAAUGGUGCUGUUCUCACAUGUCGUGUGGAGCACAUGAGCCUAAAGCAUCCCAUAAGGAAGAGUGUGAAGGUUCGAGUCGAAGAAUCUCCAAGCUAUCAAGAAUUUUUCUUGGGAGGAGCUCGAGUAAGUCAAAGCACUACUGAAAUUGGUGUGAAAAAGAAAGAAUGCUGCCACGCAGAAAAUAAAACACCCAGACUUGACUUUGAAGAAAAAAAGGAGACUGAAGAAACAAGAAGUUAUAGUAGUUUUAAUUGGAAAACUAGAGAACUGGGCAGCUUAAAAGUAAAAAUUAGUUGUGUACUGUAAAGUAUUUAUCAUGUUACAUGUGCUUGCAUUACACAGAAAGAGACCAUGACAGAUAAGCUUGCUGCAUUUGAUGCAAAUGUUUCCGAGAUGGAAGAAUUUGCUCAGUCUGAAUGUUUUUAUUCAUUUUAGCACAGACAUGUCUUUUCCCAAAAUAAUCCCAAAUUUGGGGGCAGAUUUAUCAAGGGUCAAAUUUUGAAGUGGAAAAUACAGAAUUGAAUUCAAAAUUGAAUACUACGAAAUUCUAAGUCGAAUUCGUAGGAUUUUGUGCAUCGUAGGAUCAUAUUCCGAUCGUACAUCGAAUCGGUUUUAUGGUGCGAUCGUACGAUUUUCCUUAGAAUACAAAAAACUUAGAAAUAUGCUCUGGAAGGUCCCCAUAGGCUAACUUUGCA
Molecule: messenger RNA, 1853 nt
Organism: Xenopus laevis (African clawed frog)
Lineage: Eukaryota; Metazoa; Chordata; Amphibia; Anura; Pipidae
Product: tapasin-related protein
Exons: 9
Coding region: 52-1464 (470 amino acids)
Source: RefSeq, a predicted model, not a curated record